CGGAGCGCCAACCGCAGACGAUGAAAUAGCGCCAAAAACUCACUGGUUCGUUACUCUAUGGUUUUUUCGCUCGCUUUUGCGUCAUUGUCUUUCGUUCGUUUGACGAAAUUAUUCACUCACGAACGAACCAAUUGCUUUUUUUCUUGUUUCGUCUUUCGUCCUCAAGUUUGUCGGUAAGGCCACGAAAGCUUAUUUGAGAUAAUUUCAACAUUAUUGUUUAUCAACUUAGCAAUUGAAAAUGAAAAAGGUGAUAUUUAUUUGUUUGCUCUCAUUUUCAAUAUGCAUGAGCCGACCAGAUGGAGCACCAGGUUCUGCAUCACAAGCAGCAGCAACGCAACAACCACCACCUCCCAAUACACCAUCACCAACAACAGAACACAAUGACACCUCAACUGUACCCCAAGCUCCCACUGCUGUGACAACAUCAGUUGUUGCUGAAGUGCCAUCGCUACUUGCUCAAGUGGUAACUACAGCUAAUGCCACCAAAACUAUCAAUGACACAAACAGAACCACUGAGAAAAAUGAAACUGCUAAACCAUCCAAUAUACCACCCGUAACUGAAAAGGUGACUCCGACACCUUCACCUGUACCGGAGAAUAAAGAAAAUACAACAACAACUGAUCAUACCAUGAAAAAUGUAACAACUACUGUGAAGCCCACAUCUAAGCCAACAACUACAGAAACACCAAAAGCUACUGACGCUCCACCAUUACAAGCUCGAGGAUUUGAUGGUCCCAGUUUCAUUGGUGGGAUUAUCCUCACAUUGGGUCUUCUAGCUAUUGGAUUCAUGGGAUUCAAGUAUUACAAGAAUCACACUGAAGGGAUUUACAAUCCUCUAAGUUAAGCAUAAAAUUAUUAAUUUUCUCUUAUGAAUAUUUAUGUAAGUGCAGUAUCAUUUUAUUUUUCUAAGCAAGUGUUGAAUCGAUUUUUUUUUUCAUUAGAAGCAGUUUAAUUUUGUUUUAUGAUAAAUACAUACAGGGUUACUGCAUGUUAUAUUAGUAAAAAGGCACUGUUAGUCUUUUUUAUCUAAAUUAAAUUGAAAUGGUGGCUGGUCAUUAAAG
This is a messenger RNA of Chilo suppressalis (striped riceborer), 1061 nucleotides long. Lineage: Eukaryota; Metazoa; Arthropoda; Insecta; Lepidoptera; Crambidae. The record is from the annotation of a GenBank genome assembly.